Molecule: messenger RNA, 3314 nt
Organism: Centropristis striata (black sea bass)
Lineage: Eukaryota; Metazoa; Chordata; Actinopteri; Perciformes; Serranidae
Gene: insyn2b
Product: protein INSYN2B
Exons: 4
Coding region: 442-2277 (611 amino acids)
Biological process (GO): inhibitory postsynaptic potential
Cellular component (GO): postsynaptic density
Source: RefSeq, a predicted model, not a curated record
GCGGUAAAGAGUCGGAGGAGAGCGCUACUGAGGACUUAAGGACUAUCAGAGAUGAGAGAGAGACAACGGGAACAAACAUGUGGAACAAAAGGGAGGAUAAGAAAAAGGACAAACUCGCAAUGCCCAGAGAAUCCAUCCAACUCAUCAUUCGCAGGCCAUCGGUUAAAGACUGAGAAAAGCCUUGACAGUGAUGUCCAAUCAGAAGUAGCUAAUCUAGUAAGGAGGUCAUUAAUGAGAGGAUAUUGAUAGUUCAAAGCCUUAUUGGAUAUUGAAUUCCUGUCUCCAGAAACUCUCUCGCAAACACACAAUUCAUUUGGGUAAACAGAAGCUGGAAACAUUCCUGCUUUUUAUUGGAUAUAAUCCUGCUGACGUUGGCUGAUGUCACUGCUUGCCUCCAUCCCGUUCAGCUCCCCAGGGGGCUGAGCCAACCUGCCAAGGAGUAUGGGCAGGAGGGUGGCUGACCCAACCAAUCCAGUGCCUGCGCUGGGGGUUCCCCUAGCAGGGGGGCGAUGGGGGCCGCUGUGCAGUGUAGGGGUGCAAACAUCUCCAGGACUGCGGACUCUCCCCUCCAUCAAACGACACAGCAGCCAACCAACCAACACACAUCGGCCACUCACCAUGGCGACAGACCAAACAACAGCAGUGGAGUCAGGGGGAGUUAUCAGAAGUGACAGCAACAGUCUGCCAGUGUCCAAGGAGACAUCUCAGAACGAGAUCAACAGCCUGACACAGGACGACAUGGGGUCACAGGGAUCAGGCAGCGGCGUUUACUGCCAGAUCAAAGCUAUACGGACAAACUCCAAGGACACAAGAGAAAAAAGGACAGCUCGGUAUACAAAUGGCAGUGUGGUAGCCUCUGAUGUGGUGGGAGGGGUUUGCACAGAGGCCACAGAAGGUAAGGAGGCGGCCCGAGAGAGGAGGAGGGUGCAGUCUCUACGGGGGGAGGGCCAUCGCACGGUAUUAAAGACUGGAAGUGUUUGUACGACCAUGCACGCCACUCCACCGCGGCCCUGUCGAGUGAUGGCAACUUCCUCACCCAGCCUUUGUGGGACAUGUGGGAGGAGACGAUCACAGAUUACACCGUGCACAGGCGCAUGUCGCAGGAAGGCUGUCAAUCAAAUAACAGCCAGCCAGACUUUACCUAAUCCGCCACGGAAACCAUCAGUGGCUCACAGCCAGUCAAGGAAAGAAUCCGCUCUGGACUCUCAGCCUUGCACAAAAAACACAAACACAGAAAACACCUCCACACACACAUCAGUGAAGGCUUCUCAAAUACCACAGCUGUCACACACUAUACCAAAAACACACACCACUCAUUCCAACCACACAUCACACCUCCAGAACAAAACAAGAGAGUCAAAGCAGCUGACAAGGCCACAUUCUGCAGACUAUUCACAUUGCAAGGACUCGGCCACACAAACAACAGACACACACAUGCAAAACACAGAUAAAACAACAGCUCCAGCACACACACCACGACCAAACAUACCACCUACAGAAGCAUCAGAGCCACAUCUAACUGAUAAACUCAAGCAUGACUUAGCUAAAAUCCAGCACAGUGGCGAACACACGCAACAACACACAUCAGUCCGUAACGCUUCCACACAUCCAGCUCCUUCCCUUCACAGUGAUGUAAAAACAACAAAAACACCACAUCUCUCACCAAAAAACUCAUCUAAACCAUCUUGUUCUAAAUUGGCCACACCUGUAGCGCAAACCAAAAACACAGAGGAGACCACAGACACUCCCAAACGAACAUCCUCGGAAAGGAUUAAACUCAAGGACUACGUGAAACAGAAGAGCAAAUCAUUUGACGACCACACUCUGCCUUGUAAGACUCAUAUGAAAGCACAAUGUAAUGGGGCCCCAGGAGGGUUGUUGGGUGCACCAACAGCGCCACGCGGACUGGAGAAGCAGUUGCAGAGUGUGGAGGAGAACCUACAUUCCAAUCAGGAGAAGAUCAAGGUGCUUCUCAACGUCAUUCAAGACCUGGAGAAGAGCAAGGCCUUCAGUGAAGGUCGCAGCUCAUACAGAACUGGUCAGGACAUUAACAACUGCCCCACCUGCCAAAAGACAGCCUGCAUCAUCUACAGUGUGGAGCAUGAUUUCCGACAGCAGGAGGGACGCUUCCUGGGGGUUCUGGAGGUCCUGGAUGGGGAUUCUGAUGUGCCUGCAGCCACUCUGACCAAGCCCACAGCAGCCCCUUCCUCCACCAGCCGUCCCAGCACCAAGGCCCGUGUCAAGAAACUUCGCAAGAAGUGUUUCUGGUGGCUGUAAGAUUUGGAAAACAAUCUUUGGAGCCAUAUGGCUUAUGGGUGAUGAUUGUGUUCCAGGAAGCCCUAAAGUUUUGGAAUAAAGCAUCUCUCUCAUGGUCCUGUGGGUGUGUAUUGUGUUUAAGUGUCAUUAAAAUCAGUGGAGCGUCCCUGUAAAUGGCACUUUCUGCGUAGCAAUCCAUCCUCAGCUCUGAAAAUACACACCAGGGGACCAGAUAGAGAAAAAGAAAAUGCACUAAAGUAAGGAAAAGAGGACCAAAGGAGCUGCUGAACGUCUCCUCUGAUAUAUCUAAGAGGGAGAUCAAGAUCACCAUGACCUUCUCUCUGUGGGAACAGGACUUUAGUGACUAUGUUGUGUUCAACUUUUGACUCACAGUGAGGAUACGGUAUCCCAUUACAAUCCUCACUUAGAGACUUACAGCAUUGACACUUUGGAAGACGAGCAGGCAUAUUGUUUGUCACUUGGCUGAGUGACUGUCUCGACAGAUGGACAGAUGUAUGAACGGAUUUACAGCAAGAUGGAUUCAUGCUACAGCUGGGAAUGAAUCCUCACAACAGUUUUGGCUAAAUCGCAUCCGUAAUCAGGGGAAUCAAAGUGCUUCUGAAAAUCCAAGCAAUUAAAGAACUAAUCGAAAUACUGUGUCUUUGGACGGCUGAGCAUCCAAAAUGUGAAUGUAGCAACAACUGAAGAGCUGAAGAGGAUAUGAGUAAAAAGAAGCUGAUGAGCUUUCCAGAAACAAACAGACAUCUUGCUGGGUGGAUAUCAGGGUUUUAGAGAGCACCAUGGAGAUUGUGAUGAGAAUACAUUAAGAGACAAUGUGAUAGACAGCUGAUCACAGACUGACAGGACGUCAUGUCAGAUGAUUACACAUUCUGUCAACGUUGUCUGACAGAGUGAUUGAUUCUCUCCUUUAUUACCAUCCAAAAUGGAAGUGCUUUGAUGUAAGCUCAAUCUUGUUUCAAGGAUUUUACACACACACCUGCAUACAAAUACAGGAACAAAAAGGCAUACGCUUACAGGCACCAAAACACACACACACA